Mya arenaria is the source of this 671-nucleotide messenger RNA. RefSeq lists its product as uncharacterized. The coding region runs from base 58 to 471 and encodes 137 amino acids. The record is from RefSeq and is a predicted model, not a curated record. The transcript has 4 exons. NCBI's taxonomy places the organism in Eukaryota, Metazoa, Mollusca, Bivalvia, Myida, Myidae.
UUGAGAUCACUAAGAAUAUUCUGUUCUACGCGUAAGGUUGCAACUAACACUUCUAAAAUGAAUAUCUUUAUUACAGCAGGGACGUUUUGCAUUUUGAUAACUAUAUGUGAGCAUUUUGUCACAGUCGAGGCAGCAUCAGGCGAAUGGCAUUUAAAGCUGGAGACCCUGCCAGUGAAUGGUUCAGACGAUGUAGUGCCAAAACAGGGCGUAUCCGGGAACGAGCAGCGUAAUGGCGACGGAGCCGUUGACUGUGGUGAAGGUUAUUAUUGCCGAACCGGUACGUACUGCUGUUAUAACGGAGGUUGCUGUAAAGACGGCUAUGAAUGCUGCAGCGCCGACAGAUGCUGCCCCAAUACCAGUGCUGCAGGACUGACAAGGUCGACACUGGGAAACAUCAUGAUGCUGCUGUGCUGCAUCGCUGGCCACGCCAUUGCAAGCAUGAAAAAAAACACACACAACAAUUUCAUAUAAGAUUAAACGUGAUAAGUCAUGCUGAGUAGUUAGUAGUUUGUACAUAUAUUUCGGUUAGCAUUAGGAGCUUUAGCCUGCACGGCUGUUGAAGAAUUCACUUGUCGCGGGGUUACCUCGAUAAUAUUUUCUUAAAUAAGGUACUGUUAUACAGCUUUGUUCACUGAUUGAUUUCGAAAAUGUAGUAUGUUUUAUGAUUGAAA